AUGGACGAGGGGUCCCACUGCGCUGUGUUGCGCCAGUCCCCCCUGCUGGCCGCCUGGGCUGCCCUCCUGGCGCGGGUGGCCGCGGCGUGCUGCCACCUCCUGGAGCUCGACUGCCAGCUGCGGCCGCCCGAGGAGCAGUGCGCCACGGCGGCCUGGGUGCUGUCGCUCGGCGUCGCCCUGCUGGCGGCCGCCUUCCUGCUCGGCUCGGCCGCCACCGGCCUGCUGCGCUGGCUCACCCAGCGCGACGGCAGCCGCAUGAUUGUGGUGGCGGCCGAGGUGCUGGCAGAGCUGCGCAAGGUGCAGCCGCUCGACUACCCCUCGCAGCGCCACCUGUUUGCCUCGGCGCCCGCCGGCGCUGUUGCCGCCGACCCGCUGGCGCCGCUGCUCUGCGCCGUGUGCCAGACCGGCAUCAGCGGCGGCGGCGCAGCCCCGCACGCCGCCUCCCUGCGCUGCUGCAUGUCGUGCGGCCUGCUCACGCACGACGGCUGCGCGCGGCGCGCCGGCAAGAGCUGCCGCCCGCUGUGCUGCGCCGCCGAGCGGCAACCACACUUCUGGCAGGCGCACGGCACCGUGCUGGAGCCCGAGGCGCUGGAGGGCGGCGGUGGCGGCGGCGGCGCGGCGGGACUGUCCUGCCUGUACUGCGGGGAACCUGCAGAGACGGAUGCGCUGGCGGCGGAGCCGCUGUGGCGCUGCUCCCUGUGCGCCGCGGCCUGCCACGUGCAGUGCUUCUGCGAUGCCCACCCACAGCUGAAGGCAGUGGGCGCCAAGCUGCGCGCUCUGCUGGACGGCGGCAGCAGUGGCGGGCAGGACGGCAGGCAGCAGCAGCAGCGGCAGGAGCGGCAGGAGCGAGACGGGGCAGCCGGCGCCGCUGGGGCGCUCGGCAACGGCUCGCUGUGCCGCCGCCGCAGCGGGGCGCGGCCCAGCGGCGCCGCAGCAGACAGCUCGCCGCGCGGCCGGCCGCGCCAGUCGCGAAGCGGCGGCUGGCUGCAGGCGCUGGCUGGGGUGGUGGGCGGCGGCGGGGCCAGCGGCGGCGGCAGCGGGGCCGCUGCCGAGGGCGAUAGUGGCUACAGCAGCGAUAGCGAGUCAGACGACCCAUACGACGCGAGGGUGCAGCGCCAGCGCUGGCAGCGGCGGCGGCGCCGCCGCCUGCACUUCCAGGACAUUGGGCGCCUGGAUGAGUGCACCCUGGGCCCCAGCAGGCGCUCGGUGCUGCCGCCGACGGCGGUGCGCCCCGCGCUGCGCAACGGCGGCAGCUCCCGCUCGCAGCUGGACCAGCUGGCUACCGCCGCGGAGCAGGAGCAGGCCACGCCGCUGGACGACGAUGCCUCCUCCACAGCAGGCCUGUCAGACAUCUCUGCUGCUGCCGCCACCACGCCUCGCGAGCCUCGUGCCAGCAGGCAGAAGCAGCAGGCCACGCCGCAGCAGCCGCAGCGCCCGGGCCCGGCAGCGGCAGAUGGCAGCAGGGAGGGCGGCGGAGGAGGAGGAGGCGGCGGCGGCGGGAGCGGCAAGAAGAAGCGCAGCAGCUGGUGGCGCCGCCUGUACCGCCCCAAGCACCUGCAGUGGCAGGACUACCGAAUAGACCAGCUGCCGCCAGGCUGCAAGCCCGUGGUUGUGUUCAUCAACAUCAAGAGCGGCCCGCAGGUGGGUUCCACGCUGCGCCAGCGCUUCCUGCGCACCCUGCACCCGCUCCAAGUGGUGGAGCUGCCCCGCCAGAAGCCCGACGCCGCGCUGCAGCUGUUUGCGCCGGUGGCGGUGCACACCCGGGUGCUGGUGGUCGGCGGCGAUGGCAGCGUGGCCUGGAUUCUUUCCACCUUGGAAGACAUCAAGGCGGCGCAAGCAGCCGGCGGCAACCCGCACUGGAAGCCGCCGCCGGUGGCGGUGCUUCCGCUGGGCACAGGCACGGCCCUGGGCUGCUUGCCCCUUGCUGCGGCCGGCGAGGCUGCCAACGGCUGCUGGAAUGACCUGGCGCGGUGCCUGGGCUGGGGCGGCGGGCACGGCAUAUGGCAGCAGGAGGGUGUGAGCACAAUGCUGGCAGAGGUGCAGCACGCGGCGCCGCUUCACAUAGACAGGCGCGUCUCCUCCUCGGCGCUGUGCCUGAGCAUGAGCCUGUGGAAUGUGAGCUUCCUGCCGCCCGCGCCGCCAGAGCCCAGCACACCGCUCAGCCCCAGAGGCAAGCUGCAGGUGGCCCUCGAGGCCUCCAAGCUGCAGUCCAUGGCCGGCAUGCGACUCUCCUCGCUGCUGCAGCGGGGCGGCGGAGGCGGCGGCGGAGGAGGAGGAGGAGCGGCAGGGCCCCGGCCGGUGGUAAAGCAGAUGAACAACUAUCUGGGGAUAGGCGUGGAUGCCAAGGUGGCCCUGGAGUUCCACCAGAUGCGGGAGCAGCUGCCCUUCCUGUUUGGCUCCCAGCUGGGCAACAAGCUGUGGUACACCGCGGUGGGCGGCAAGGACAUAGUAUCUGGCCAUGCCUGCGCCAACCUGGCCCAGAAGCUGCAGGUGGUGUGCGACGGGCGGCCGGUGGAGCUUCCUCCGGACAUAGAGGGCCUGCUGGUGCUGAACAUUAGUUCCUAUAUGGGUGGAGUGGACCUGUGGCGCAACGGCUACUCCCUGGCAGGCCCGGACCGGCGCGGCGGCAGCGGCUGCGGCGGCCUGGCCGGCGGCGGCGGGCGGCACAGCGCGCAGAGCAUGAUGGAUGGCCGGGUGGAGCUGGUGGCCGUGUAUGGCUCCUGGCACCUGGGCCAGCUGCAGGUGGGGCUGUCGCGAGCGGUGCGGCUGGGCCAGGGCCAGCACGUCGCCAUCACCUCCCUCACGGCGCUCCCCAUGCAGGUGGAUGGGGAGCCCUGGGUGCAGGCGCCCGCGGCGGUGGCUGUGGACAGGCGGGGCCAGGGCCUGGUGCUGCGGCGGGUGCAGAGCAAGCCGCUGGCACGAAUGAUGCAGGCGUUGGCCGAGGUGCUGGAGGAGAGCGAGCACAGGGGCACCAUCACGCCGGCGCAGCAUCACACCCUGAUGGCUGACCUGUCGGCCCGCCUGCAGCCGCUGCUGCUGCACCCAAGCUGA
Messenger RNA from Chlorella variabilis, 3051 nucleotides. RefSeq lists its product as hypothetical. NCBI's taxonomy places the organism in Eukaryota, Viridiplantae, Chlorophyta, Trebouxiophyceae, Chlorellales, Chlorellaceae. The record is from RefSeq and is a predicted model, not a curated record. The transcript has 17 exons. Bases 1 to 3051 code for a protein of 1016 amino acids. Gene Ontology annotation, molecular function: ATP-dependent diacylglycerol kinase activity.